Molecule: messenger RNA, 1922 nt
Organism: Oryzias melastigma (Indian medaka)
Lineage: Eukaryota; Metazoa; Chordata; Actinopteri; Beloniformes; Adrianichthyidae
Product: histone-lysine N-methyltransferase SETDB1-A
Exons: 8
Coding region: 38-1600 (520 amino acids)
Biological process (GO): negative regulation of gene expression; heterochromatin organization
Cellular component (GO): nucleus
Molecular function (GO): histone H3K9 methyltransferase activity
Source: RefSeq, a predicted model, not a curated record
AGAACGUGUUUGUUUUUGACACUUUUCGUGUUGGAUCAUGGAGGGUGAUGAGAUGAGUAUGGAUGAAGAGGAUCUCCAGACGUGGAUCAGAGUCCAGGUAGGGAAGGCGGAGCUGAUUCCUCCAACGGUCCUGCAGAAAUACUACGAGCUUCACCGUCUGCUGGAAAAGAGGCAGAACCAGAGCAUCCAGAUGCUGCAGCUCUGCAGGUCUCUAACGGCCUGUGAGAACAUAGUGACGGAGCUGUAUGCUGGACUUGGAUGGGACUACGAGGAUUCGGAUUCCAGUGAAGGGAACAAACCUCCAGGUGAUGGAGUCACUCCUCCGUCGUCCGUUUGCUCAGAGAAUGUUUCGCCUCCUGGAGGUCAAACCCCUCAUUCACCGAAAACUCAAAACACAUCUGAUGAUCCAAAACGUCCCGUCAUUCCAGGCAAAAAGGCCGUUGUUGUUCUAAGGAGGCUGAGCAGGUCGGAGCUCGUCAAGUUUGUUCAGACUCAGAAUCUGUCGGCGCUUCAGAACGGGGAACGUGACCGGGAGUCGGAGGAGGACUCUCCCGUCACCGAUUCUAUAACUCGGAAGAAGAGAAAACUCCAUCAUAGGAACCAGAAACUGAAGGAGGGAACCGGGCAAAGAAACCGAACAGAUGCGGUUGAUAAGACCGGAACCUCCAGACCGGCGGGCCGGAGUCCAGAGAGCGCCAGCAGGGAUGUUCGGAAGAGCUCGUCAUCCAGAGUCGGCCUCAGCACCGAUGCUGAGAGCAGCGCCAAGAAACAACGCCGGCCGGAGACGGCUAAAACAGCAGCACCUCCGUCCAAACCGGAAAACGCCAUGAAACCGGCGGCGAGCGCGGAGAAGACGCUGGCAGGAGGAGAGGAGAAAAUGAAGGAGCAGGCGGCAAACAAGAGCGGAGUGACCUCUGCAGGAACCAAGGCUCCAGCCAAGACGCCGCUGGAGGAGCCGGCGCCAAACAUGAGAGUCAUAGCGAGAAAGACGGAGCUGCAGUGGAAGCUGGGAAAAAUUAUAGAGUUAGUGACCAAGGGUGACGGCAGGGUGAAAUACAAGAUCAAUUUUGACAAAAAGGGGAAGAGCCUGGUGUCUGGUCACCACAUCGCCUAUGAAUCCCGGGCAAAGGUCGACCAGCUGGACAUCGGCACCCGCGUGGUGGUCCACCGAGGCGAGGAAUACCUCCCAGGGAUCCUCGGUGAGAUCCCCUCCAGAAAGAAUCGAAUGAGAUUCCUGGUUUUCACUGACGACGGUGCAGCGGUUUAUGUCGGAUUGCCUUUACUGCACAUCGUGUGCAGACAAUUGAAAGACCCCUUGGAGGACAUCCAGGAUGACAGGCACCGGUCUUUCAUAAAGCAGUACCUGAAGGAGUGGCCGUACCCCCCCCAGAGCCGGUACAAAGAGGGGCAGGUCCUGAAGGUGGAGCGUCAGGGAACCAUGCAGAACUGUGAGGUUCUGCUCGUCGACAGCAGCUUGAUAAAAGUCGUUUUCCAGAGUGACCAGCACACGGAGUGGAUCUUCAGAGGCUCCUUACGAAUAGAAAACAUUCUGAAGCUGAGGGGCUGGUUGCUGCCCAAAGAGGGCAAAGACGAGAAGUGAACGCUUGACCUGAAAUGAACUGUUUCCAUGAGAAUCUGCCUGUGAAGUUAUUUAAUAAAAUAAGUUUCUGAAGGAGGACAUUUAUUGUGAAAGGACGGAAUGAGGAACUUCCUUUUGACCUGUUUGAUGGCGUUCCUCUGGUCUACGGGACGUUUCUUCAGUUUUUUUAGUCUCUUGAAGAAAAACCUGCUUCUUAAGUAUUACACUGUGGACAUCCAAGUAGCUGGAAACCACCAAAGCAUUUUUUUUUUUUGUGCAUUUGUAAAAACGGAAUGUUUAUUGUAAUGUAGAUUUUAGUUUUAAUAAACCUUCUGUAUUUUUA